AUGGGCUUAUUUCACGAUAGCAGCAAUGAUGACACGACGUGUCCAAUGCCUAGGCCCCUCGUGGCUGGUUCGUUCCUCUACCUUGGAGCAACGGGUAGUAACAAUAAAGCUAAUCAAGGGACUCUAGAUGCAUCGGAAAACUUCAUAGGCGAAUAUACUUUCCACAAGUUUAACAUGAUUCUUUCCGGUGCUUGUACGGCUGCUACCUGCCUCGUCAUCCUAUUCACGAUGAUCAAACACUCUUUACGCUUCAGCAACCCAAACGAGCAGCUCAAAAUCAUGCGAAUUGCUACCUUGUUACCCAUCUACUCGAUCCUAUCUUUUAUCCCUAUCUGUUUCCCAAACAGCUAUGUCUACGUUACCGGCUGGGUAGAAGUCAUUCAGGGAAUUGCCCUCUACACCUUCCUCAUGCUGCUUUGCGACUUUCUUGCUCCAAAUGACCGAAACCGUGUGUUCUUCUUUGCAUCUCUAAGAAUCCCCGGUAGGAUGGACAACAACAAGACAACAGAUGGAUUGACAUGGCUCCAAAAAACAUGGUACUUGGUCCUCCAGUAUCCCAUUGCCGCCUUUUUGAUCGCCAUCGCAGAAUGUAUAACCGAAGCAGCUGGUGUCUACUGUCUGGAAAGCAACAAUGGACACUUUGCUCAUCUUUGGCUUAACAUCAUCCGAAUCAUAUCCCUCGGUCUUGCAAUCAUGGCAACUCUUCGAUUUUACACCAAUCUCAAGUCUCAUAUGCAAGAUCACAAGCCAUUGACAAAGCUGCUUGCGUUCAAGCUGGUCGUUGGCCUGGUUUUCCUGGAACAGAUUAUUUUCAUGAUCCUACACUCAACAGACGCUCUUAAGGAAACAUCAAAGCUGAGCUAUGCCGACGUAUACAUCGGAAUACCGACUAUGAUCAUUUGUAUCCAAAUGGUUCCCUUUGCAUUCUUCUUCAACUAUGCAUACUCUACCAAGCCUUACCGAGUGAAUGACAGCAGUGCCCGCCACGGCAACCCCCAGGAAUAUCUCGCUGUUGAAGAGAACGAGGCGGGCAGAACUUAUAAGUCUCGCCAGUACCAGGGUGGCCCUCUCGGUAUUUACGCUUGGCUUGCCUUUUGCAACGCCUUAGAGUUCUUCCGUGAGAUUACAUCAACAUACCACUACUUGGAAGACCGGGAGUAUGGCGUUGAUCUUUGA
Penicillium cataractarum is the source of this 1176-nucleotide messenger RNA. Its product is annotated as OSTA/TMEM184 family protein. Gene Ontology annotation, molecular function: transporter activity. Lineage: Eukaryota; Fungi; Ascomycota; Eurotiomycetes; Eurotiales; Aspergillaceae. Gene Ontology annotation, biological process: transport. The transcript has 6 exons. Bases 1 to 1176 code for a protein of 391 amino acids. The record is from RefSeq and is a predicted model, not a curated record.